AUGCAUGAUUUAAUUGUUUAUCCUUAUGAAAAACAAAAUGAAUAUUUAUAUGAUCAAAGAGAUAACUUAAUAAAUGAGGACCAUAUAAAAUAUGUUGAGAACGAAGAACUAGAUAAAAAUGAUAUAUCCUAUAAGAUAAAUAUUGUUAGUAAUAGUAAUAACAAUAAUGAUAAUGAUAAUAAUAAUAAUAAUAAUAUAUCCUUUCAAUCUAAUAAUAGUUGUAUUAAUUCAGAUGUAUUUGAGAAUACAAAAAAUGAUAACCAUCAAAAGAGAGAAGAUAUUACACAUCUUAAAAAAAAUAGUCUAGAUUUUAAUAAUUUAAAUGAAAAUAUAUUCAAUAUUAAUAUUGAAAUGAAAGAAUCAAACAUAAAAACAACAAAUGAUAAACACAUAAAUGAUAAUAAUAAUAAUAAUAAUAAUAAUAUUAUUUCAUUAAGAAAAAAUUCUAAAGAUACAUCUACUCAUACAUAUACAAGUGAUGAUUCCUCUUAUAGUAGUAUUGAUGAUAUUAAGCAUAUUUUAAAAAAAAAAAAAAUAAAAAAUUUACAAGAAAAUAAAAAAAAAUAUAUAUGUAACUAUAUCUCACAACAUAAAAAAAGAAUCAAAGAAAAAAAUUGUAACCUUAUCCAAAAAAAAAAAAUUAAUAAACAAGAUAACUAUUUAAACACAAACCUUUUAAAAAUUAAUCGAAAAACAAAAGAAAAUAUAAAAAGAGCCAGUGCUGCAAGUAUUAUUUUGGAAAAUAAUUUUGAUACUGAUCAUAUGGAUGAAGACGAAGAAAAUAGUUUAUCUGACGAAAACACAUAUUAUCAUACAAACGAUUUUUAA
Messenger RNA from Plasmodium adleri (nom. inval.), 828 nucleotides. Its product is annotated as conserved Plasmodium protein, unknown function. Bases 1 to 828 code for a protein of 275 amino acids. The record is from RefSeq and is a predicted model, not a curated record. The transcript has a single exon. NCBI's taxonomy places the organism in Eukaryota, Apicomplexa, Aconoidasida, Haemosporida, Plasmodiidae.